UCAGGGCAGCCUGAUAAAAGGAGAGCAGGUCUAGAGAGCUGGUGGCACAGGCUGGAGUCUGGUGCCGAGCCAGCACCAUGGCACGGUCCAUGGCCUGGGCAGGUUUGAUAGUUCUGCUGACAAUCCAGUGGGGCUCUGCCGCAAAGCUGGUCUGCUACUUCACCAACUGGGCCCAGUAUAGACAGGGGGUCACUUGCUUCUUGCCCAAGGAUGUGGAGCCGAACCUGUGCACCCACCUCGUCUAUGCCUUUGCGGGCAUGAACAACCACCAGCUCAGCUCUACAGAGUGGGACGAUGAGGCCUUAUACCAGGAGUUCAAUGGCCUGAAGAAGAUGAAUCCCAAGCUGAAGACGCUGCUUGCCAUUGGGGGCUGGAACUUCGGCACCCGGAAGUUCACAGAUAUGGUGGCGACAGCCAACAACCGUCAGACCUUUGUCAACUCAGCCAUUAAGUUUCUGCGCAAUUAUGGUUUUGAUGGGCUUGACCUUGACUGGGAGUACCCAGGAAGCCGGGGGAGCCCUCCUUCAGACAAGCAGCGCUUCACAGCCCUGGUGCAGGACCUGGCCAGCGCCUUCCAGCAGGAAGCCCAGACUUCGGGGAAGGAACGCCUCCUUCUGAGUGUAGCCGCGCCGGCCAGGAGAAAGGACAUAGAUGCUGGAUAUGAGGUGGACAAAAUCGCUCAGAGCCUGGACUUCAUAAGCCUCAUGGCAUACGACUUCCAUGGCUCUUAUGAGAAGACCACAGGACAUAAUAGCCCCCUCUACAAGAGGCAGGGGGAGAGCAGGGCAGCAGCCAAAUUGAACGUGGACUCUGCUGUGCAGCUGUGGCUGCAGAGGGGGACCCCUGCCAACAAACUGAUCCUUGGCAUGCCCACCUAUGGACGAUCCUUCACCCUGGCCUCCCCAUCAGACACCGGAGUAGGGGCCCCAGCCACGGGGCCUGGAGCCCCUGGCCCCUUUACCAAACAGGGAGGGCUGCUGGCUUACUACGAGGUCUGCUCCUGGAAGGGGGCCGUUGAGCACAGAAUCAAGGACCAGAAGGUACCCUAUGCCUUCCAAGGCAACCAGUGGGUAGGUUUCGAUGAUGUGGAGAGCUUCAAAACCAAGGCCAGCUACCUGAAGCAGAAGGGCCUGGGCGGGGCCAUGGUCUGGGCACUGGACAUGGACGACUUCGCCGGCUUCUUCUGUAAGCAGGGCCUCUACCCCCUCAUCAAGGCACUGCAGCUGGAGCUGAGUCUUCCCUAUAUGCCUUUAGGCACCCCAGAACCGGAAGUCCCCACACCACCCCGUCCUUCUGAACCUGAGCAUGGCCCCAGCCUUGAACAGGGCACCUUCUGCCAAGGCAAAGCCGACGGGCUCUACCCUAACCCUUGGGACCAGAGCAGCUACUACAGCUGUGUAGCGGGGAGGCUGUUCCAGCAGAGCUGCCCUCAGAGCCUGGUGUUCAGCUCCUCCUGCAAAUGCUGCACGUGGAGCUGAGCGCCCGAGGCCCCUGGAGCCCCAGCCACCAGGCCCCUGGGGUCACUCCACGGCCUGCCUCCCCAGCUCUCCCCAGGGGCUGCAAUCCCGUGGACCUCUCUGGUCUUUCCGUAUCCAAGCGUUCUGCUCUCAGCCAUGGUUCCUUUUGUUCUGGCCCUGCUGGGAUGCCUCUUUUACUUGCAAAAUAAAUCUGUGGUUU
Callorhinus ursinus (northern fur seal) is the source of this 1677-nucleotide messenger RNA. It is a transcript of the gene CHIT1, whose product is annotated as chitinase 1. Gene Ontology annotation, biological process: chitin catabolic process; carbohydrate metabolic process. Gene Ontology annotation, cellular component: extracellular region. NCBI's taxonomy places the organism in Eukaryota, Metazoa, Chordata, Mammalia, Carnivora, Otariidae. Gene Ontology annotation, molecular function: chitinase activity; chitin binding. The record is from RefSeq and is a predicted model, not a curated record.